This is a messenger RNA of Colletotrichum phormii, 885 nucleotides long. RefSeq lists its product as uncharacterized. Gene Ontology annotation, biological process: folic acid-containing compound metabolic process. Gene Ontology annotation, molecular function: dihydroneopterin aldolase activity. The transcript has 2 exons. Bases 1 to 885 code for a protein of 294 amino acids. The record is from RefSeq and is a predicted model, not a curated record. NCBI's taxonomy places the organism in Eukaryota, Fungi, Ascomycota, Sordariomycetes, Glomerellales, Glomerellaceae.
AUGUCGAAACUUGUUUCGUCGUGGCAGGUCCGCGCCGAGGCCGGCGAACCCUUUGCAGUGAUCCGGGUCCGCGACCUUCAGAGCAUGAUCAAAGUCGGCACCGAUGCCUGGGGCCGCGAGGGCAAGACGCAGCCCAUUGUCGUCUCCGCCGAGCUGUCCAUGUCAGAGCCUUUUGAGGCCGCGUCACUCUCGGACAAGGUCAGCGAUGACACGGUGCACUACGGCCUCUUGGCCAAGGCGAUCCUCGGGUUACUGGACGACGUGAACCGCUACGAGGACGACAUGACCCUGGAACAGGCCAUGAGGAUGAUCUGGGGCGAGUUGACUGGGUACCUCAUCCACGGGUCCGAGUCGGAUGAGCCGGGGUUCUUGAAGAACAAGCUUCCCAAGAUUCGGUACCUGAACAUCACUCUCACCCUGCCAAAGGCGUCCCUGCUUGGUAGCAGCGUGAGCCGGUCUUACUCCUCGACCUGUGACGUCCAUAACGCUUCACCCGCGGGGUGGUUAUACAGCUCGACCCUGCGCUUCAACGACCUGCGCGUGCCUACGCUCAUUGGCGUCAACGACAACGAGAGGCUGGCGAGGCAGAUUGUCGUGGUCAGUGUCGAGAUCGAGGGCUACAAUGGAUACUCGGAUAGUUACGUCGAAAUCGAGUCUUUCAUUGUAAAGAUUCUGGGAGACUCGUCUUUUGAGACGCUGGAAGCCCUCGGUCCCGCCAUCACUCAGGGGGUCAGGCGGUUCUACCAAGAGCGAUCAGAUAUUCACGAGCCUCUCGUCAGGCCCGCAGACUGGACUAUCAAGGUCAUCAUGGAGAAGCCGACAGCCAUCACCUUGGCGGCGGCCUCGUGCGUGGAGUACAGAGAACCCCCACAGGCAAAGCAAUAG